UCCAGGCGCCACAUAAUUUUUACACGGAAAAUUUAAUAAUAUCGUCUGACGUAAUUUCCAGAAUGGCCAAAUCCGACGGCGCUGCAUUUUGAUUGGUCCACGCUGGCACCCGACUCCCCUCCCCCCCGCCGAUGGUGCGAUUUAGCGGAAGUUUCUUCCAUUUGUCCCUCCUCUUGUCUACGCUGGCGGUGCUAGGUUUCUAUUUAGAGCAAAUCCGAGAGGACGAGUUUCUAUAGUUUUCUGUUGAUUUUCUCAUCGUGGUACUAUACAUUAUAUUGUAAAUUGCUGAGCUCUGAAGCAAGAGAUUUCACUACGUAAUCGGAUCCCAUUUUCGGGUGUUGUGUUCGAACUAACCUAAUUUGUAUUCCGAUACUGUCUUUGGACAUUGCUGUUUUCAGUUCAACCCAACAAUGGUUCAUGCUGGUUCUACCCAAUUUUCACAUAAACUGGGGAUUCAAAUCGUUCAUGGAUGCAAUAAGUUACAUAUUAGUGGCAAGGGAAAGACCCGGCUACAUCUUGUUACUAUCAUUCCUACGUCACACGAUCUGAGGUAUGAUCCUGGACGUCUUCAGCUCUUACGCAGUGCAAGUCGUCCAGUGUAUCCCAUGUCUUCCAGAGCAAAUGUUUUUGUGUGUCGAUCUGUUCUUGAACCAAGUGGUGGAGGAGCUGGGACUGCUGUUCUAAAAACUGCAGCUUUGGUGCUGACAAGAUCUUAUGAUGCUUUACGCGGAAGUCCUCUGUUACUUAAAUUAAUUCCAGCAGCUUGCGUCAUUGCCUUUGCUGCUUGGGGUGUUGGACCUCUUAUGCGUUUGGGGAGGGUUCUAUUUCUUCAUGAGCCCGAUGGCAGUUGGAAGAAAAGUAAUGCAUACUAUGUUACGACUUCCUACGUUCAGCCUUUACUGCUAUGGACAGGAGCUACAUUGAUCUGCAGGGCAUUGGAUCCAGUAGUUUUACCGUCAGUAGCCAGUCAGGCCAUCAAACAGCGACUUCUAAAUUUUGUUCGAGCUUUGUCUACUGUUCUGGCAUUUGCCUAUUGUAUAUCAAGCUUGAUUCAACAAGUACAAAAAUUCGCUACGGAAUCAAAUGACUCAAGUGAUGCUAGAAAUAUGGGCUUUGAUUUUGCUGGGAAAGCUGUUUACACUGCAGUCUGGAUUGCUGCUCUUUCAUUGUUCAUGGAGUUGCUAGGUUUUUCUACCCAAAAGUGGCUCACAGCUGGGGGUCUUGGUACCGUAUUACUUACCCUUGCUGGUCGUGAGAUAUUUACUAACUUUCUCUCAAGUGUAAUGAUUCAUGCAACACGACCAUUUGUGGUAAAUGAAUGGAUUCAGACAAAGAUUGAUGGAUAUGAAGUUUCUGGAACGGUUGAGCACGUUGGUUGGUGGUCGCCGACUAUUAUCCGAGGCGAUGAUCGUGAAGCAGUCCAUAUUCCAAAUCACAAAUUCACCGUUAGUAUUGUGAGAAAUCUUACUCAGAAGACUCAUUGGCGUAUCAAAACUCAUCUUGCCAUCAGCCACUUAGAUGUCAACAAGAUUAAUUAUAUUGUAGCUGAUAUGCGGAAAGUUUUGUCCAAGAAUCCUCAAGUUGAACAGCAAAGGUUACACCGUAGAAUCUUCUUGGACAACAUCAAUCCUGAAAACCAGGCUCUUAUGAUUAUGGUUUCUUGCUUUGUGAAAACUUCUCGUUUUGAAGAGUACUUGUGUGUAAAGGAGGCAAUUCUCUUGGACCUUCUCAGGGUUAUCAGCCACCAUAGGGCCCGGCUUGCCACUCCCAUACGCACUGUUCAGAAAAUAUAUGGUGAGGCUGACUUGGAGAAUGUACCAUUUUCUGAGACCAUGUAUUCUCGUACAGGGGCUACUAACCGCCCUCUGCUUCUUAUUGAGCCAUCUUAUAAAGUCAAUGGUGACGAUAAAGCCAAGGUCUCUGGACGUCCUGCUCGCUCAUCAAGCGAAGAAAAAGAUGCCAAACAAGAGGCAGUCUCAACAUCAGGAACGAAAGCCCCCGACACAUCAGGAACAACGCCUAAGCCUUCAACUGGAUCAGUAUCCAACACACAGACCCAGAAUCCAACCAGUACUCCAGAACAAAGCAGCAGUGAGAAGCCAGUAACAAGCAAUGAGGUAAAAGGAGAAAAGAAAGAUCUCACAGGACUGAACGCUAAGGAUAAUACGCCACGAGGGACUCCUCCCAAAUGGUCACUCUCAGCUGCCGGUCCGAGUAGCGAGAAAGCUGAUGUUUCUUCCUCGAGCGUGCAGAAUAAGCAAGAUGGCGAGAAGACCCCUGUGGGCAGACCUCCAUUGGAGGAGAACAUUGUCCUGGGAGUUGCCUUGGAAGGCUCCAAAAGAACUCUUCCAAUAGAGGAAGAUCUGAAUCCAUCUCCCUUUCACUCUCCAGCUGAUACAAAAGAAACUUCCACGCAGAGGAAUGGGAGUGAGUUUGGUCCAAAGAGCAAGGAUAUGAAAGAUGGGCAGAUGCCUGCAGUUCCAGGUGGUACAAAAAGUGAUUGAUGAGUAGGCACCACGCACACCAGGGUUGGCUUCUCCCACUUAGUCUCCUGAUUUUUGAAGCGAUGCGAAUAUGAAAAUGCUGAGCUAAAUUUUUAAGCAAGCAUUUUGCAGGUUCGCUGGUGUAAAAAAAAAAAAAAAUGUAUCUUGAUCCAAAGGCACAUUGGCCUAUGAAAGUCUCCACUACGCUGACUUUCUCAGAAAAGGAAAAGGCAACUACAAUUAUUUUAACCAUUUCGUACAUUCAUAAUCUUAUUGUUGUCUAUCAAUUUUAGACUUCGUUAAAGUAAUGAUAUAGUUUGUAU
Messenger RNA from Cucurbita maxima (winter squash), 2806 nucleotides. RefSeq names its product mechanosensitive ion channel protein 3, chloroplastic-like. The record is from RefSeq and is a predicted model, not a curated record. The transcript has 15 exons. Gene Ontology annotation, cellular component: membrane. Gene Ontology annotation, biological process: transmembrane transport. Lineage: Eukaryota; Viridiplantae; Streptophyta; Magnoliopsida; Cucurbitales; Cucurbitaceae. The coding region runs from base 411 to 2504 and encodes 697 amino acids.